AUGAGUAUAAACCAUUACGAGGUGCUGGAGAUUUCCAGAAACGCAACCGAUGCUGAGAUCAAAAAAUCGUACCGACGGCUGGCGCUGAAGUUUCAUCCGGACAAGAACAAGAGCGCGUCGGCGGAGGAAAAGUUCAAGCAAAUCAACGACAGCUACGGCGUUCUGUCAGACCCAGUCAAGAAGGCCGAAUUUGAUAGAACUUAUCCACCACGAACGACGCACAACUACUCUUUCACACCCAAGGCCUCGAAACAGCCCUCAGCGUACGACGAGUACGAGCGCGCAAGACGACAGUUUGAGGAGUUCAAGAAGAGACAACAGCAGGAACGGAAGGCUCGCGAGGAGGCUCAUAAAAAGCAGGCGGACGACUGGGCAAACAAGUGGAACUACACGGACAGUUUUUACCAUUACAGCAGAUAUUCCUCCGACCGUCACGAAACACACAGACAGUAUACUCAAGAAAGCCAUUCAAGUAACGGCUCCAACGGGUGGCGAAAGACCAGCUCCUCCUAUUCGUUCACUCCCGGAGAAAAAACGUAUCCUGGGUCAAUGCCCAAGACGGAAAAACCAAGCAAAUGGACGGACAAGGAGCAGAAGCCGCGGAUGAGCACAGAUUUCGCGGAUAUUCUCAAAGAUUUCAGCACGCCAGAGUUUAAAUUUGGAGGCAGCAGUGGUCCCGAAGCUGCCUCGUUCAACGGGACUCCCGAGGACCCCAUAAUACUCGACAGCGGGACAAAAGAGGACCCCAUUGUGGUGGACGACCCGCCUUCGCAUACACAUAGCCCCAAGAAGCCCAAACAGCGGUUCUGGAAGCCCAGCUCGCAUCAGCGGUUUACAAAUAGAACGGCCAUGGAGGAGGAGGGAGAACAGAGAGCGCACAAGGCACAGAUGGAAGACGCUGACGAUGAGAGGUUCAAAAUACGUGUGGAUAACGUUCCUCCCUUUACUCAGACAAACGGCAAUUUCAACAUGUCGGCUAUGGGAGAGAGCCUUGGGGUGGACGCUGACAUGAGCGUGGACGAGGAAAAAGACAUGCAAUCCGAGGAACCGGAAGCAAACGUGCCUCCUCUUACAUUAUCGGAUCUCCAGUGCAACGAGGCAGAUAUAGUCCACAUCUCUCCGCCGCCUUUCCCCGAGUUUGGGCUGGCCACGCGCGAGCAGCUGCAGCACCGCAUGCAAGAGUACCUGAUCCAGGUCUUCAAUUACCAGCACUUAAUGGCCAAAUACCACCAGGCACGACAGGAAGCCAACGCUAGGUGCAUGGACCGAAUAGUGGCGAACAAGGCCAAUUUCCAGACGUAUUUGCAGAGUUGUCGGUUUGACGAGGUGCUGAAUAGUGCGCAAACGCAGUUUCUGCAAGGACACGCCGAGGUGUUGCAACGAUACGAGCUCGAACUGUCCAAGUACGCCUGA
Ogataea angusta is the source of this 1413-nucleotide messenger RNA. RefSeq lists its product as uncharacterized. Gene Ontology annotation, cellular component: cytoplasm. NCBI's taxonomy places the organism in Eukaryota, Fungi, Ascomycota, Pichiomycetes, Pichiales, Pichiaceae. Gene Ontology annotation, biological process: protein refolding. The transcript has a single exon. The coding region runs from base 1 to 1413 and encodes 470 amino acids. The record is from RefSeq and is a predicted model, not a curated record.